Messenger RNA from Sardina pilchardus (European sardine), 3618 nucleotides. It is a transcript of the gene tbc1d15, whose product is annotated as TBC1 domain family, member 15. Gene Ontology annotation, biological process: activation of GTPase activity. Lineage: Eukaryota; Metazoa; Chordata; Actinopteri; Clupeiformes; Clupeidae. The record is from RefSeq and is a predicted model, not a curated record. Bases 83 to 2065 code for a protein of 660 amino acids. Gene Ontology annotation, molecular function: GTPase activator activity. The transcript is spliced from 17 exons.
GCGGAAGAUGACUUGUCAGUGUUGUUGUGGAAAGCUGACAGGCACGUGAGCUGUGCAACGUCGUUUGUACACUACAGUCGACAUGGCGGCUACUACUCCUCCCAAGGUUCUAUUUGAACACGAAGGGGUCUUUGUUCAUUCAAGUACAGAUGAUGGGGACGAUCAGGAUUUACUAAUAUCAGGAUUCCUGCGUGUCUUAGAUAAGGAUGGGGAAUCUGUGAUUGAAUAUAAGCCACUGGAGGACUCAGUCGAUCCAUCAAACAUGUUGUGCGCAUGCAAGGACUCCAGUUCAGUGGUGGAGUGGACACAGUUUCCAACGGACCGGUCACAUCACACAGUGGACCCGCAGCAGAGCUGCGAGACAGAGUGGGACAUGGUGAACACAGUGUCCUUUAAGAGGAAACCCCACGCCAACGGCGAAGGUACCUCUCACCACACACACGAGAAGAACCGCUGGGCCUUUAGCUUCACCACCGCUGACCUGAGAACAGUCACACUGAAGACAGAAGGCUGGACGCACCUUGUCUUCUGCUUGAAGGAUGACACCACCUUGUCUGCCAUCCACUUCCACCAGGGAGGCAGCCAGGAGUUCAUGGACUGCCUGCGGAGAUGCGUUCAUCUAACAGAGAGUCCCAGGGACAAAACGACAUAUCUUGUUAGCAGUCAUAACAAAGCUCUAUCACAGUCCUUUGAGAACCUUUUGGAUGACACCAACUAUGGCCUGGUUCAAAAGCUGAAGAAGGACCCCUACACCGCCACACUGGGGGGGUUCUCCAAGGUCACCAACUACAUCUUCGACGCGUUCCGUGCCCCCGAGCUGGAGCAGAGGGACAGGCCGGAGGAGGAGGUGGCCGACAUCUUGGGGGAGAUCAUCCCCGGUCUGGAAAUCAGUCAGCUGGAGGAGCCGGGAUUUGAGGUCAUCACACGGGUGGACCUGGGAUCAAGGCCAGAGGUCCAGCGUGGAGACCCGCUCACUCUGGAGGAAUGGCUCAAGUACCAAGACCAGGAGGGCCGGGUGCGCAAGGUCCCACAGCUCAAAGAAAGAAUAUUCAAAGGGGGCCUGUGCCACGUGGUGAGGAGAGAGGCCUGGAAGUUUCUGCUGGGGUACUACCCCUGGAACAGCACCUCAGAGGAGAGGAAGGGCCUCCAAAGGAGAAAAACAGACGAGUACUUCAGGAUGAAGUUGCAGUGGAAGUCAGUCAGUGAGGAGCAGGAGAGGAGGAACUCCAGGUUACGAGACUACAAGAGUCUUAUAGAGAAAGAUGUCAACCGAACUGACCGGACCAAUAAGUUCUAUGAGGGUCUGGAAAACCCUGGUCUCAUCCUGCUCCAUGACAUCCUGAUGACAUACUGCAUGUAUGACUUCGAUCUGGGUUACGUGCAGGGCAUGAGUGACCUGCUCUCUCCUAUCCUCUUCGUCAUGGAGAAUGAGGUGGACGCCUUUUGGUGCUUUGUCAACUUCAUGGAUGAAAUGCAUGAGAACUUUGAGGAGAAGAUGCAGGGGAUGCGGACACAGCUCGUCCAGCUCAGCGCGUUACUACGGUUACUGGACCUGGCCUUCUGGAACUACCUGGAAGCACAGGAUUCUGGGUACUUGUAUUUCUGUUUCCGAUGGCUGCUCAUCCGCUUCAAGAGGGAGCUUCACUUUCAGGAUGUUCUCCGCUUGUGGGAGGUCAUGUGGACUGGAUUGCCUUGCCAAAACUUUCACCUGUUGGUGUGUUGUGCCAUUCUGGAUUCUGAGAAGCAAAAGAUCAUGGAUAGGCAUUAUGGUUUCAAUGAGAUUCUCAAGCAUAUCAACGAACUCUCAAUGAAGCUGGAUAUCGAAGAAAUCCUUCAUAAAUCUGAAGCAAUCUGUUUGCAGAUCAAAAACUGCAAGGAUUUACCUAGCUCAGUUAGUGAGAUUUUGGGACUGAAAGUCGCCUGUGUUAAACCCACGUUGGAGCUCAGCGACUACGGGAUCCUGACACCACCUUUGCACACCUCCGGCGAACUCCUCGUCUCCAACGGCCAUGGACAGUUGUCGGAAACGUCGUCCAAUGGCUACAAAGUAGCCUUCAUCUCGUAGUGAAACUUGAGGACUCGAGACUCAAUACAGAGACUUUUCACACUCGUACACACACACCUGGGAGAACUACAGAACAGAGUUACCAGAGGUCACAGUGCAAACAGUCCAGAGGAAAAAAUGGAAAUUAUAUAUAGAUUCAUAUAUAAAUAAGAAUGUAUAACGAGGGCCUAAAGAGGCCCAAAAUGUAUUAUUUUUGUAAUUUCUUGUAUUAUAUUUUCUUUCAUUGAUAUAAUCAUUCCUUCCCACUCUGUGGAGAGUUUUAGUAAUGUCAAAAAAGGUGGAGUCUCCAUUUGGUGGAAAAAAAGUUUGUCUUUUCUGAACCAUGCACACAAUUGUUUAAAAUUAAAAUCAACAGAUGCUGUAGUGUAUGUUGAUUUUGAGGCCUUUAAAGAAUUAUAUUUAUUCUUAGAAUAAGAUGAGCAUUAUUUGGACACAGGGAUAGUUUGUGUUUUUUAUUGGAUGCUGUGUGAUUUCGCUUAUAGGUGUGAUUUCAUACUUUUAAGUAACAUACUUCAUCUGCCAUUUCAUUCUUGAUUGAGAGUUAGAGUUCUCAGACCUUUUUAUAAGCCAGGGUAUAUACUUUAUACUUAUACACAUACGCACAGCUACACACACACACACACACACACACACAUGUGUGUGUUUGUGUGUGUUUAUGUAUGUAUGUAAUACUGUAUAAUGCAUUUCGUUUGUUAUUUAUUUUGGUUUUGUCCAACAAAAAAGGAAAGUAUUGAAAAAUGUAAAUUACUUUUCACCAUUUUUUAAAUCAAUACCACAUACAGCUGUUUAUUUUAUUUUUUAUUUUAAAUGUUGGCCUGUAAUUUAAAGGGGAAAUAAUUUGUCAUUUCAGAAGUUUCAACUCUAACACCUGUAAAUUGAUCAAAAAAGCAAACAUGUUGUAACCAUUUAGAUAAUUGCACUUUAGUGGUUUGGAGUUGGAAGUGAUUAUCAUGUAACGUCAAAUGCUGAAGGGUAAAAUAUAACUGCACUGUGACUGUGGGCUCAGAUAAUCAAAGCAGUUUUCAUAAUAAUAAUAACAACAACAAAAAUAAUACCAGUUUCAAAUAACACACAAAGAGAAGGGUGAAUUAGCCUAAGAUGGUUUCUUAAAUAUCCUCCAUCUGUUCAUUAUAAUUUCUCAGAGCUCUAAUGGACUGCUUGGGCAUUAUUUACAUGCUUUGUUUUAAUGUUGAUCAGUAUCAGGCUCGUUCUGCAUCAACAUUUGAUUUCUGAAGCUGCACAUGUUCUGAUCUUUCAUUAGUCAUUGCGCACCCACAGACAAUACUUAACUAGCUUCAUCUGCUUCUGUACCCUGAGUUGUCCACCUGUAUUUAGUUGUGUUCACUUCAUACAAAUAACUCUUAGUUCUGUAAUCAUUUGUUUUAUCAACUCAUCCAGCAGCUGGUGAAGGUUGUGUACAGAUGUGCCUCUUGCAUGAGCAGGGUGGAUAGAGGUGGCCUUGCUUUUUGAAGGCUGACUGUCACAGUGAUGUUACUCAAUGCAAACUAACUGUGACUACAAUAAACUUCAACAUAAUGGGAUGACACCUAAAA